CCAAAACACAAUUGAUCAUAUUCCUAUAUCAAGCUGAAACGAUUAUCUCCUUUCUUUUCUCGUCAAAUGCUUCACAGUUUGAAAAGACCCGGAACAGAAGCCGGCGAAUUGAAAGUCAAACUUCGAAAGCUUGCUAUGAGUGAAAUAAUUCCCCCAGUGAAGUCUUACAGUGAUAAGAAGCUUUAUAGACAUAUUAAACUCCAAAAUGGAUUGUCAGCAAUGCUUGUUCAACACUUCAUAGACGAUGACACUUCAAAGCAUGAACAUCACAAUAAUGGUCGUCAUAAAAACUUGUCCGAAUCUGAAGAGUCAGCUGUAAGUAAUCAAAAUGAUGAAGACUCUGAAGGUGAUGCGGAAGAAGAGGAAGACGGUGAUGAUUUAGAUGAUGAUCAUCCUAAGGAAAAAAUGGCAGCAGUUGCUCUUUGUAUACGUGUAGGAAGUUUCUUUGAUCCAGAAAAAGUUCAAGGAUUGAGUCAUUUUCUUGAACAUAUGAUUUUUAUGGGCUCAGAAAAAUAUCCCAAAGAAAAUGAAUUUGAUCAAUACAUUUCAAAUAAUGGUGGGAGUGACAAUGCCAUGACAGAGUGUGAAUACACAAUGUUCUACUUUGAAAUAGUUGAAGAACAUUUGAAUGAAUCUUUAGAUCGUUUUGCACAAUUAUUUGUAUCACCAUUGAUGUUGAAAGACAGCAUGGAAAGAGAGAUGGAAGCGGUUGAGUCUGAGUUUCAGAAUAACUUAACUGAUGAUGAUAAUCGAAUAAUGCAACUUUGUGCUUCUGUUGCUAAUGGCCCAGCUUCAACAUUCACUUGGGGAAAUUUAAAAACACUCAAAGAUGGAAUCACAAAUGAUGAACUUUACGAGAUUGUUCAUGAAUUUCGUCGAAGGCAUUACAUAGCAAACCGAAUGUUUCUUUGCAUUGAAUCUUCGUCUCCUUUAGAUGAUCUUCAAGAACUUAUUAAAGAGAAAUUUUCAUUAGUCAAAAGUGGACCAAAUCCCGAGCCACUUCCUAUCCCAGUAAAUCUCUUUAAACCAGAAUUUUAUGAAAAAGUUUUUUAUGUAAAGCCAAAAGCUGAUAAAACGAAACUUUACAUAACAUUUUUACUUCCUUCAAUGGAAAAGCAUUACAAGUCAAAGCCACAUGAUUAUCUCGCUUACAUUAUACAACAUGAAGGUGUUGGAAGCUUAAACAGCUUUCUCAAGAAAAGAUUAUUAUCGAUAAAAAUCGAAGCUGGACUUGAAGAUCAAAGUUUUGAAGGAAAUUCAAUGUUUAGUCUUUUUUCCAUAAGCGUCACUUUAACUGAGAAAGGAUAUGAAAACGUUGAGACAGUUCUUGAAGCCAUCUUUUCAUUUCUUUUAAUGUUGAAGUCAACUCCAAUUGAAGAACAUAAGAAAGCUUACAUGGAAUUAAAACAAAACAAAGAAACUGCGUUCAAGUAUCGUGAAGAGAAGACAGCGACAGACAACGUUGAAGAGAUUGCAGUUAGUAUGAUGUACUAUGAACCGGAAGAUAUUCUGACUGGCAGUGAAUUGCUUUUCGAUUUUGAUUGUGACAUUGUGCAAGAUUUAAUUGAUUAUAUAAAUGAACGGAGAUUCAACAUUUUGUUCUUGACUGACAAACAUGAACGAUAUGAUAAAAUCGAGAAAUGGUUUGGCACUGAAUAUGAUGAAAUUGAUUUUCCCCAAUCUUAUGUGAAAUUAUGGGACAACAGACGAAUAAAUUCCGAAUUUUCAAUGCCGCCACCGAAUGAAUUUAUUUGUGAGAAAUUCGACAUCAUCGUCUCGAAAUUAGAUUCAUCGACAUUGCCACAAUUUCCUGAGAAGAUUUAUGAGAGUAAAAACUGCGAAUGUUUUUAUAAACUCGACAACGUUUUCAAAUUGCCGCAUGCUUUCAUUUGUCUAUAUUUUGUGUCUCCAUUGACGAACUCGUCUGUUCGAGGAAUGGUUUUGACGUCGAUUUAUUCAAUGAUUGUGAAGCAUUACAUGACAGAGAAACUUUAUCCAGCUAUUUGUGCUGGUCUUGGUUAUCAGCUUUACUCUGAAGAGAAGGGAAUGUUGCUGAAGCUUAGUGGAUAUGAUGAAAAGCUUCCACUUCUCCUCGACAUCAUUACAAAAGAUUUAAAAACAAUUCGACAACGCAUGGAAGAAAAUGUGUUUGAAACAUACCGAAAGCAUUUGAAGAAAAUCUUUAACAAUAAUUUGAUUAAUUCGAAGUUUCUUAACAAAGAUUGUCGACUGAAUAUUGUAACAGAGCAUCACAAAUUCUUCUAUGAUCGCUUUAAUAUGAUUGACAACAUAAAUUUCAAGGAACUUUUAGACUUUUCCGAUGAUUUUCUGAAACAAUUGAACAUUCAGAUUCUCGUACAAGGAAAUGUGACAAAGGCCAAAGCGAUGUCGAUUGUUGAGAUGGUGAAGAAGAAUUUGCCAUGCGAAGACGUCUCUGAAAAGAUUGAAUCGCGUACUUACAAGAUUCCUUCAGGUAACAACACUUUAUGUGUUAAAAGCAUGCUUCCAAAUGAUAAAAACUCGACAAUCACAAAAUACAUUCAACUUGGCGAAUCAACAAUUCGACUUCAAUGUUUAAUUGAAUUCGUUGAAAAGAUCAUGGAAGAGCCUUUGUUUGAUAUUCUUCGAACUCAAGAGCAGUUAGGAUAUUCCGUGUCAUGUUCACAUCGAUGCAAUCACGGAAUUCUUGGAUUAUGCGUCAGUAUUCAAUGUCAAGAGAAUAAAAAUCAAACUUCAGUUGUCGAUGAGAGAAUUCAAAAGUUUCUUACAAACGACAUGAUAGAAAUUCUCGACAAAAUGAGUGAUGAAGACUUUGAGACAUUUCAAAAUGCACUCAUCAAGUUGAAGAAUAUGGUGGAAGUUGAAUUGGAGUCAGAAGUUGGACGUCACUGGUCAGAAAUCACAUGUCGUGAGUACAUCUUUGAUCGAUUACAUCUUGAAGCACAAAUGAUUGCACAACUAACAAGAAAUGACGUCGUAGAGUUUUAUAAGACUCAAAUUAUUGCAGCUGAUGCCCGACAUUUGUCAAUUCAAGUCAUUGGAAAUGCAAAUGAAGACAGCGUUGAAGUUGUUGAUGAUCAUGUUCCAAAACUUGAAAUUAUUUCAAACCCUCAAGAAGAUAAAAACUUUAUAAAUGACAUGAACGUCUUUAAAAGUUCACUUGAACUGUAUCCAGUGACUAAAACAAUCAUCGAUCUGUUCACAAAUAAUUAAUAAGUCAAUAAAUUGAUUUUCUUCACAUUUUAUUGUGAUGAUAUUUUUAUGAAUACAUUUGCUUGAGUUUUACUUCUUUUUACAUGUCUUCAUCUUCUUAAUUAUAAUUAACUCAUCGUAGACGAGUCUUUUUCUUUAUCUCUUGAAGUCUCCACAUUCCUAUUGAAUUGAAUUAACAAAACUUUUCGAUUAGAUAAAAAUUCUACAAACAAGAAAAAAGUUUCUGCUUAUCAAGAACAAGAUAAGCCAACGGAUUAUGCGUGGGUGUUUGUGAAAUUGGAAUGCAGAUAACUCGUUAUGAAUGGGAAAGAAAUUUCUUUUUAUUUGAUUGCUUUUGUAGACUCUACUACUUAGAAACAUUUGAUAAAGAAAUUAUCCAAACAAUUAUCAAUUAACCAAAUCUUCAUCCCUUCCAAUCCCUCCCUUCACUUUUUUAAAAGAUUUUCACUUUCAGUGCUAUUAAAUAUAUGAGAGAAAACUAAUUAAAAUGUCACCAUGAUUUAUGAUCAAAGAAUAAUAUGUUGCCCACCAAAUGAAUAAAUUUAAUUAAAUAUUAGAUUGGAAAAAAAGUAGAAAAGGAAAGAAAAAAAAUGCUACGACAAAUAAUUUCACCACUUGCUGCAGUUAUCGUCAUCAUCAUCAAUUUCUUAUCUUCAUAUUAAAGAGUUUUGAAAAAGAAAGAGCAGAAAAUGUUGUUUUAUUAUAUCGCUGAUGAAAGAAAGUAUUAAAGUUGUUAACUUAAGGACAAUUGCCCCAAUGCCAGUAGACGUUCAACAGCAGCAUUAAUAUCGCCGAAACAUGCAACUAAAGCUGUAAA
Molecule: messenger RNA, 4030 nt
Organism: Clunio marinus
Lineage: Eukaryota; Metazoa; Arthropoda; Insecta; Diptera; Chironomidae
Source: the annotation of a GenBank genome assembly